Loa loa (African eye worm) is the source of this 1877-nucleotide messenger RNA. RefSeq names its product GTP-binding protein GTR1. The transcript is spliced from 9 exons. Gene Ontology annotation, cellular component: nucleus; Gtr1-Gtr2 GTPase complex; lysosome. The coding region runs from base 235 to 1161 and encodes 308 amino acids. Gene Ontology annotation, molecular function: GTPase activity; GTP binding. Gene Ontology annotation, biological process: cellular response to starvation; regulation of autophagy; positive regulation of TOR signaling. Lineage: Eukaryota; Metazoa; Nematoda; Chromadorea; Rhabditida; Onchocercidae. The record is from RefSeq and is a predicted model, not a curated record.
UUCAGAUUAUAUUCAUCAGAUUAGAUGGAUAUGAUAGCGGACGAUGGUAAGAUUCCAGGUUUCACUGACGCUUAACGACGAGAUUUCCAUCGGCAGAUCAGCUAAAGAAUAAAUUUUGAGCAAACAGAUCAUGAAACAAAUGGAAGAAUAAGUGUGUGCUAAUUGUUGAAGAGCAAAGCUGAAGAGUACGGAUCAGGUUCAGAACAAUACAGUCUAGAAAGGGCUGUAAAGAGAAUGUCAAAACGAAAAGUUCUACUGAUGGGGAAAAGCGGUUCUGGGAAAACUUCAAUGCGUUCCAUCAUAUUUGCCAAUUAUAUUGCUCGUGAUACGAAUCGUCUUGGACCAACGAUGGAGGUAGAACAUGCUCAUAUUCGGUUUCUGGGUAAUCUGGUAUUGCAUCUUUGGGAUUGUGGUGGUCAAGAAGCGUUUAUGGAGAAUUACUUAGCUUCACAAAAAGACCAAAUCUUCAAAAAUGUUCAGGUAUUGAUAUAUGUAUUCGAUGUAGAAAGUCGUGAACUGGAAAAGGAUUAUCGAUAUUACCAGUCAUGUCUGGAAGCACUGAUUCAAAACUCACCAAAUGCUAAAGUAUUCUGCUUAAUACAUAAAAUGGACUUGGUUUCUGAAGAACACAGGGAUCAGGUAUUUGCAGAGAAAGAGCGAGAUAUAAUGUGCAGAUCGAAGCUUGCUGCUGAAAAAUUUGGUCAUGAUAACGUCGUGAGGCAGUGUUAUCGAUCAUCAAUUUGGGAUGAAACGCUUUACAAGGCUUGGUCGGCGAUCGUUUGUCAUUUAGUACCAAAUGUUGCAUCAAUGGAAGCCAGACUGAAACAGUUUGCUGUAAUCCUGGAUGCUGAUGAAGUAUUAUUAUUCGAAAAGGCAACUUUCCUUGUGAUAGCGCAGGCACAAAUCGUCCAACAUGACGAUAUUCACCGUUUUGAAAAAGUUUCGAACAUCAUCAAACAGUUCAAACUGUCAUGCAGCAAGCUGGGUUCUCAGUUUGAAUGUAUGUGUGUCCGGAAUAGUAAAUUUGCUGCAUUUAUUGAUAGCUUUACCUGCAACACAUUCAUCAUGGUAGUUCUGUCGGAUGCAACUGUUUCAUCUGCUGCAACGUUGAUGAAUAUAAGGAAUGCCCGGAAACACUUUGAAAAACUAGAAGCUCGGUAGCGGUCAAAUUCUUCAGCAUACUCACAAUUAUACUGCACCCUCAUCUAUUUUUCAUUCUGGCCAGGACUGAAUACUUUGUGUCGUGAUGGACUGAAUUGACUUAUUACACCUCGAAGUGACAUCUCAACUUAUAUCGCAUUUUAUUGCCAUCUUCUAUCACCAGUUGUUUUUCUGAUCCUUCACGUCAUAUUUUUCACUAUUAACAUUAUUUUAUUUCCAACUUGCUAUGAAUUGUAACCAUAAAUUUUCGUUUUGUGUCGCUGAGACAGUAUCUUUAUUCAGAUGACUUGAAAUAUGAUCAUAUUGGCUUGUUUGCCCAGGCAUUUUCUUGAACUUCUACUUUUUCCACAACUUUUUCAUCGGAAGUUUUUUUGAUCUCUCUUUUUUUUUCGUAGAUAUUUCCAGUUACAUUCAUUCUUUAUGUUUUCCAUCGGUUAAUAUAAUUUGUUCUUUUCUUCUUACUGAUACAAGCGAACGAUAGUUUCAUUGUUCUUUCAGAGCUACAAAGUGAACUGUAUAUCUCACUUGAUAUGUAGUGAUACUAAAAACUUUCAUACUUGUAUUUACCUUUUAUUUGUACGCUUUAGAUUUAUUUCUUGAAAAAAUUUACAGCUGCUAAGGAAUGAUCAUUAGUUUUAAGUUUUUCAUCCUACUUAUGUAUCCAGAAUGAACUUAAUAAAGUUAAACUGUUGCACUAAAAAAAGACUUCUUCCUCG